Talaromyces proteolyticus is the source of this 1050-nucleotide messenger RNA. RefSeq lists its product as uncharacterized. Bases 1 to 1050 code for a protein of 349 amino acids. The transcript is spliced from 3 exons. The record is from RefSeq and is a predicted model, not a curated record. Lineage: Eukaryota; Fungi; Ascomycota; Eurotiomycetes; Eurotiales; Trichocomaceae.
AUGCAGCAUCAACAGCACCGCUAUGUCCCUCAGCUAUCAUCGAUUCCAAUCAGAACGAUCGAGAGAGGUGCAGAGCAGUUGACAAAGUAUCCCUACAAUGUUCAGCACAAUCAGCCGAUGGAUACGCACAGCUAUCUGUCCGACGAGGCCAACGCACAUCAUAAUUUCGUCAACAUGUUCGCUCCUGGCCAUCAUCCUAGCUUACCAUUGACUCGCCAGGGAAAUGGUGCUACAUCUUCGAGGGAUUGGCAUAAGUCUGUCCUUUCGUGGCAGUCGAAUGUCGACCAGACUAUCGCCCCGCCGUCCUAUGAAAACUACACCUCCUCACAGACCAUCGGUAGUGGUAUGGCUGGAAUGACCUCUCAGUCUAUGGCUGAAGUGCAGCAUCACCAGCAUAAUAGCAACAGCAGUGAUCAGUCUAACAGCACUGUACCCUCCCAGGAAGCUUGGUCUUUUACUUGGGAUAGCAAAGGCGAAAAUCGGAAUUUGGCAGAGAGAGUCAAGCCCAAGCGUAGAAAGCUGACUGCUUCCGAGCGGGCUCGUACCAAAGCGUUGAAGCUUGCGGGUGGUGCAUGUGAGAUUUGCAGAAAGAAGAAGAAAAAGUGCCACCAUAAAGACCUCACAGAACAUAUGGAGGAGGACGUCAUGGAUGAAGUCCACAGCAACGAGGACCAGAGCAUUAUCAUGGCGCAGGAUGCAGAGUCGGUGGUGGGCGAGUUCAAAACUGAGACGCAGAUGUAUGGCUUUCCCACCUCGAACCCCUCUCCUUACCUCUCACACAACGACGACAUGACUCCCACUCUCCUCCCCGAUGAGAAUCCUGCGCACUCUGCGAUGCCCCGUGGCUUCCUCGAUGACCCUUACCACACCCUUAGCAGCGCUUCUAGCGAAGAAUUUGUCAUGGAUACUGCAGGCUUUGGUCAUCAAUUCAAUGCAUCUCAUCCCAUGACUCUCGAAAACAUGUACGUCGAAAACGCCAAUGGAGAAUAUGGCGUGCCCUGGUACCCUCCUGCUGUCGGAUACAGAGGUCCUAUGUACCAGCCGUACUAG